This is a messenger RNA of Penicillium daleae, 1554 nucleotides long. RefSeq lists its product as uncharacterized. Gene Ontology annotation, cellular component: membrane. Lineage: Eukaryota; Fungi; Ascomycota; Eurotiomycetes; Eurotiales; Aspergillaceae. The coding region runs from base 1 to 1554 and encodes 517 amino acids. Gene Ontology annotation, biological process: transmembrane transport; carbohydrate transport. The transcript has a single exon. Gene Ontology annotation, molecular function: carbohydrate:proton symporter activity. The record is from RefSeq and is a predicted model, not a curated record.
AUGAUGUUCCGUGUCCACAAAUCCGACGUCCGCGGCAUCGAGGGUGUGACCCUGCGGGAAACCGACCAGCGAACGCGGCUCUGGUGGCACUACCCCGGCUUGCGUUCCCUGAAUCUCCUGUUGCUGGGUUGUAUCGUUUGCGACAUGACCAACGGCUACGAUGGCUCCAUGCUUGGUGGCCUCCAAAUUAUCGACCGGUGGCAGGAGGCGCUGGGCCACCCGAAAGGCACGCGACUGGGCACCAUUAGUAACGGUACUCGCUAUGGACAGCUCGGAGCGCUCCUCGUCGCGGCGCCCAUGAUCCAGCGGUUAGGCCGACGAAUGCCCAUUAUUAUCGGGUCGUGCAUCCUGCUGGUCGGGGUGGCACUGCAGGCCGCAUCGAUCAACUAUGACAUGUUCGUCGUGGCUCGAGUACUGAUCGGCUUCGGAAACACCAUACAGAAUAUGGCCUGUCCCAUUCUGGCCUCUGAGCUUGCCCACCCCUUCCAGCGCACCCAAAUUAUCGGUAUCCAGAACUCGACAGGAUCGCUCGGCCAGAUCAUGGCCGCUUGGAUCACCUAUGGCACCUCCUUUAUUGCUUCCUCGUGGUCCUGGCGUCUGCCCUCGCUGCUGCAAGCCGUAUCCUCUGUCUUCCAGCUGGUCAUGAUGUUCUUCACGCCAGAGAGUCCGCGCUGGCUGGUGCAUCGUGGCCGGCGUGAGGACGCAUACCGGAUCCUCGCUAAGUACCACGCGGAGGGGGAUGAGACGUCCCGGCUGCUACAGUUUGAGAUGGCCGAGAUCGAAGCAGCCAUCGAGGCCGAGCGGGUGCAGGCAUUGACCUCGUGGAUGGAGUGGUUCCGCACGUCGGCCAACCGAUACCGGCUAUUCAUCAUUAUGACGUCCGGAUUCAUUAUCCAGUGGUGUGGCAAUGCGCUCAUCACGUACUACAUCCACCUCGUCCUGCAAUCGAUCGGCAUCACCAGCUCCAAAGAGCAGCUCCUUAUCAACGGCGGCAUCACCAUCAGUGGCUGGGUAUGGGGUAACACGUGGUCGCUUCUGGUCGACAAGAUGGGACGGCGGCCGUUAUGGCUGAUCGGCAUGGCGGGCAUGUUCGUCUCCUUUUUGAUGAUCACCGUCUUCACGGGGGUCAACACGGGCAUUGACUACACCAACACGGGUCUGGGCAAAGCCACCAUCUUCGCCAUCUUCCUCUUCGGAUUUUUCUACAAGAUGCCUGGUUGCAUGGUGCCCUCGUACGUCGCCGAAAUCGCGCCCUUCGACCUCCGUGCCAAGGCGUUCGUUCUCAAUGGCUUCGGCGAUGCGGCGGCUAAUAUCUUCAGCGGGUAUACGAAUCCUGUCGGCCUUGCGGCCAUUGGGUGGAAGUACUACAUUGUUUGGUGCUGCGUGUUGAUCAGCAACUUUACCAUUAUCUACUUUUUCUACCCGGAGACCAAGAAUCUCAGUCUCGAGGAGGUCGGCCAGCUUUUCGAUGGGCCGUCAGAGGGCCCCGGGGCAACUAAGCUGGCGGCUCAGGAGGAUGACGAGAAAGAGACCCGUGUGACAAUGAUCGAGUGA